This is a messenger RNA of Hipposideros armiger (great roundleaf bat), 4643 nucleotides long. RefSeq names its product BRCA1 associated RING domain 1 (gene BARD1). The record is from RefSeq and is a predicted model, not a curated record. Gene Ontology annotation, cellular component: BRCA1-A complex; BRCA1-BARD1 complex. The transcript has 15 exons. NCBI's taxonomy places the organism in Eukaryota, Metazoa, Chordata, Mammalia, Chiroptera, Hipposideridae. Gene Ontology annotation, biological process: protein K6-linked ubiquitination. Gene Ontology annotation, molecular function: protein binding; ubiquitin-protein transferase activity.
CGUCCUGCCGCCGGAGACGCGGGAAUCACUGGGACCCGGGGCUGGGGGUCGGGUUGCAGGCCUGCGGCGUCUCGGUCGUUGUCUGAGCCCACUCUGUCGCCCGCUCUCCGAGGAGCCUUUCCCGCGAAGGCUGGGCGAUGCCGGGGAACCGUCAGCCGAGGGUCCGAUCCGGGAACGAGCCUCGCCCCGCACCCGCCAUGGAGCCGGCGAGUGGCGGGGCCUGGGCCCACAGCCGCGCCGCGCUCGACAGGCUGGAGAACCUGCUGCGCUGCUCGCGUUGCACUCAUAUUCUGAGGGAGCCUGUGUGUUUAGGAGGAUGCGAACACAUCUUCUGUAGUAACUGUGUGAGUGACUGCGUAGGAACUGAAUGUCCAGUGUGUUAUACCCCAGCCUGGAUACAAGAUGUGAAGAUAAAUAGACAACUAGACAACAUGAUCCAGCUCUGUAGUAACCUUCGAAAUUUGCUACAUGAGAAUGAGCUUUCAGAUUUAAAAGAAGAUACAUCUAAGAAAAGUUUAUUUAAUGAUGCCGAAAAUAAGAAGAAUUCAAUAAAAAUGUGGUUUAGUCCUCGAAGUAAGAAGGUCAGAUACAUUGUGAGUAAAGUUUCAGUGCAAACCCAGCCUCAAAUGAUAAACGAUGGAAACGCUCAGCAGGCCUCAGUGUAUGAAUACGCUUCUUCUGCAAGUCCCCCAGUGGAGGAUUCUGCGAGGGCUAAAAAGGCUUCUGCAAGAUCUGGGAGAAAAAAAAAGAAAAAGAAAACGUUAGCUGAAGUGAACCGAGAAUGGAAUUUAGAGGCAGACAAAAAAGAUGGUAAACUUGACUCCAAAGAAUGUAAGAAAAAGCUGGUAUCUUUCUUUAGCCAAUCAUCUGAUGUUGCUAGUCCCCAGCUAAAUGGUGAAGUAGACAUACUAGCGAGCGGCUCUGUAGAAGAAUUGGAAUGUUUUGGAAGCUUAACCGAAGCCUCUUUACCAUUGGCUGAGCAAAUAGAGUCUCCAGAAAUUGAGAGCAGGAAUAAAGUAGUGGCUCCUGAAAAGAAUCGCCAUGAAAAUGGUCUUACACCUAAGAAAUCUGUGCCCGAAGGUGCUAACGGAAAACGUGGGCGAGGCAGGAGACUUUUCAGUCCCACGUCCAAGAGAUGUAGAAGCAGCAGCCCCAGCCCCAGCCCCAGCCCCAGCCCCAGCGGCAAUUGGGUUAAGCAAACAGUGCUCUCAGAAAACACGCCAUUGCCUGGCUGUUCUUCACCACCAUCAAGCAAACCUAGAGCUGGUAGCGCAUUAAGGAGGAAAAACAGUGAUGUGUCAGAUGAAUGCUUUAGCCCGUCACCAGGUGCACCUCCUCCUACACUGAGGAGCCCAAGCUACAGACGGAUGAUGCCCAGCUCCUCAGCAGUAACGCUCUCGCCCGGGAGCCUCACGGCCGUGAAAAGGAAUCACAGAGGAGAGACUUUGCUGCACGUCGCUUCAAUUAAGGGUGACAUACCUUCUGUGGAAUACCUCUUACAAAAUGGAAGUGACCCAAAUGUUAAAGACCAUGCCGGAUGGACACCAUUGCAUGAAGCCUGCAGUCAUGGGCACCUGAAGGUGGUGGAGUUGCUGCUGCAGCACAAGGCGUUGGUGAACACCACUGGGUAUCAGAACGACUCGCCGCUCCACGAUGCCGUCAGGAACGGGCACGCGGACAUCGUCAAGCUGCUGCUUUCCCACGGCGCUGCCAGGAACGCCAUUUUUAUCUUUAGUUUUUUACCCUUGGAUUUUGAAGACUCAGGAACUAUCUCUUCAGUACUUACACUUCCAGAAAAACUCUCUCUCUCUCUCCUUUCUCACUGACAGGUGAGCACUUGUCGGCGGAGGGGACAGCCUCUUGUACUUAUAGGCAGCGGGCUUUCUUCAGAGCAGCAGAGAGAGCUCGGUGAGCUUGCGGCAAUUCUCAAGGCUAAAAAAUGUGCUGAGUUCGACAGCACGGUGUUACAUGUUAUAGUAAAUGGACUUAGCAUGAAGAUUUUGAUACUCUGCCUUUUGAGUGAUGGAGUAUUGAGUUGUUAAAACCUUCUCACUUUUAUGUGGGUGAAAGCGUGUCUACAAAGCAAAGAAUGUGAGCAGGAAGAAAAGUAUGAAAUUCCUGAAGGACCACAGAGAAGCAGGCUCAACAGAGAACAGCUGUUGCCAAAGCUGUUUGAUGGAUGCUACUUCUUUUUUGGGGGAACCUUCAGACAUCAUCCGAAGGACAACCUGAUGAGGCUUGCCACGGCAGCGGGGGGCCAGAUCCUCAGCAGAAAGCCCAAACCAGACAGCGACGUGACUCAGACCAUCAACACAGUGGCGUACCAUGCCAAACCAGACUCUGAUCAGCGCUUCUGCACACAGUAUAUCAUCUAUGAGGAUUUGCCCAGCCGUCGCCCAGAGAGGGUGCGGCGCGGCAAAGUCUGGAUGGCUCCUUCCAGCUGGCUCAUACAGUGUGUCAUGUCCUUUGAGUUGCUCCCUCUUGAUGACUGAACACCACACCAGAUGAACCUUUCACCUUGAACUUAGUGAGAGAACCCAGCCAUUACGCUCUGUUGAUCAUUCCCAUUUUUACAAAUAAGUACUCAUUCGUAUAUAUUUUUUUUCCUUGAAUUAAAAAAAUACCUAAUGCCAGAUUAGAAAUUUAGUCUGUGUUUACCAGUUAGAUCCUGAGAUUGCUUUGAAGGAUUUUCUUUUUAAAACUGUCAUAUGCUUUGAUUCAUCAUGUUUUUCUACUCAAAAUUAUCAGCUAUCAACAAUUAAUAAGGUAUUAGAACUAUUGGUUAUUAUACAAGUGGUAUCAUUACUGCCUCAGCCUUUUAAUGUUCUUUGAUGAAAAAUGCACUCUGCCACCAGCAAAAAUACUUUGCCAUCCUUUAGUAAACAAAGGAUAUAGGCAAAUAAUGUAUUCUGGCUUUAUUGUAAUGAAAAUAGUACCUGGUCUACAUGUGUCACCACGCGUGUUAAAUUCUGCCAUCUACAGUUGUCUUCAUCUUAACACUGUUUUUUUAGUUUUUUAUAAUUUACUUGGCUAUCUGUACCUACAUUUUUAUCCCUUAUUUUUAUCUUGUCUACUCAUCAGGGAAUCAUGAUUUGAACCUUAACAUGAUUGUAGUGAAAAUCACCAUUGGGUUCAUGGCACAUAUUUUUAUUGUAUACACUUGCUUCUUGUUGAUGAUCAAUGUGCUACUGUAUUUCUCUACAAUAUAUGUAUGUACACUUCGAGCAUUUUCUCUAACAAAUUUUAGUAUCAGUAUUUUUUAGAAGGGCUCACCAGAUUAGCAAGUUGUCAAAUGUUAACAUAUUAAAUUAGGAAGCAGGUUUUUUCUGAUAGACUUUGCUACACAUUGCUAAAAUACUAUUUUUAAAGGUCUUAAUUUCUUCAUAAAGUGUUUUUUUAGAUUGCUGUGGCAGAAGACGUUGGAGGCUGCUUGCUUUAGAACAGGUUUUUGUCCAGAUGAUACAAAAGGCCUUAGCAAUGAGUAGAGGUGGAAGUGGGCAGGACUACUCAUAACUCCACGGCGUCCCGGCUGCAGAGUCUGGACAGGAGACCACCUGGGAACGGGAGGACCCCGCCGUUACUCGCGUCGGAGUGUUCUCGUUGGUGAUAGGCGAGGUGGAGUAGAUCGUUUGAAAGCAUAGUUUAGGAAGAUGAAUCCUUUAAUAGUCUCCCUAGAAAUUGAAUGUUCUUCUAACAUUAAAGUCAUGGGAAGGAAGACACUGGGAGACCUGCCAGUUUGGAUCCUCAUGGGCCAAAGAGAGCAGUUUGAUACCCACUGGAUGAGAGAAUUCUGAGAAGAGUCUGAAAUUUGAGAUUCUGCUGAUUAUUUCAAAAUAAAUUUUACUUUAAUUUCUUCUUUGACAUGUUACUUUUCCAUAUCAGGAAAUAUAUUAUGUGAACACAGUGAUGUACUGCUGACCCUGACCUUGGAGGGUGAACUAGCUCUGAAACACUCUUGCCUACAAGUCAUGUGUUUGUCCCAGGCUUUGUUCUCAUGGACAGUGAUGGGCACCGUGGCACCAAGCAAAUCUGAGGCGUUAGAUAAUGUCUGGAUGAAAGCAUUGAAGAUGUUUUGGGAGUUGGGUCGUCAUUUUUGAUUAAUAACUGACUUUUUAUCACUUCCUAUUAGCUCACUGGUCACAUCUCUAGACAAGUUUGUGUCUGCUCCUCUGUUCUGAUCCCUGUUUAUAAAAACACCUUGGAGACUGUUGCUCACUUCCCUUUAUUCCUUCACUUAGUCUGUCCCCCUCCUUCUUUGUCAUAUUUCGUCCCCCACUGGGAAGCAGUUUUAUCUUUUGGUUUCUUUAAAUAUUUAUUUUGACAGCAGUUGAUGGAUGUUAAGCUCUUGAAACGUGUAUUUUCUGCAUAGAUAUACUUGUAAUUAUUUUCAUUUUUCAAUCGUAGAUUCAAGCUUCCUUUUUACUUACCAUAAAUCAUUAAAGUUAUUUGUGUUUCCAUAUCUAUCUUCUAUAGAAGUGGCUUAUUCUGUGUUCCUGAAGAAUUCUCAUUCAUGACUUGUGAGGAAAGCUUUCAGCUAACAAAAGCUUAUCUUUUUGAACAUUAAUGCUUUUUAAUGUUGGAUAGAAAUAUUUCUAAAGUGUAUUAGAUACUUUAUUACCUCAAAUAAAUUUUUUGGAAUACAA